Messenger RNA from Closterium sp. Naga37s-1, 483 nucleotides. Lineage: Eukaryota; Viridiplantae; Streptophyta; Zygnematophyceae; Desmidiales; Closteriaceae. The record is from the annotation of a GenBank genome assembly.
AUGAGAGGUGGAAUGUCGGUAGAUGGCGGAAUGAGAGGCGGAAUGGUGGUAGAGGGCGGAAUGAGAGGCAGAAUCGCGGUAGAGGGCGGAAUGAGAGGCGGAAUGUGGGUAGAUGGCGGAAUGAGAGGCACUGGGGGAAGGGACAUGCUGGUAUGUUGGAAGGGAGGAGAUGGCAUGGGGGAAGAGACAUGCUGGUUUGAUGGAGGGGAGGAGAUAGCAUGGGGGAAGGGAUAUGCUGGUGCGAUGGAAGGGAGGAGAUGGAGUGGGGGAAGGGAUAUGCUGAGGGGGAAGGGAGGAGAUGGCAGAGGGGGAAAGGAGGUGGGGUCAGAGGGGAGAGGGUUCUGCCAUCAGAGGGGGAAGGGAGGUGAGGUCAAAGGGGGAGGGGAGAUGAUGUCAAAGGGGGAUAAGAAGAUGGGUCAGAUAGUGAAGGGAGGUGAGGUCGGAGGGGGAAGGGUUGUGGGACGAGAGGGGGAAGGGAGGUGA